Paramisgurnus dabryanus is the source of this 1525-nucleotide messenger RNA. RefSeq lists its product as uncharacterized. Lineage: Eukaryota; Metazoa; Chordata; Actinopteri; Cypriniformes; Cobitidae. The record is from RefSeq and is a predicted model, not a curated record.
CACUCACACUAUCCAAACCAAACCGCGCUCGGGCGCGUUUGACCCCCAAAGCCUGGUUCGUUUGACUAGUGUGAGUGCUCUGUACCGCGCCUGAGCGCGGUUUGGUUAAACGCGCCCGGGCCCACUUGCAGAGGUGGGCUGGAGCGCGGUUCACUUGGGCCAGGGCGCGAAAGGCUGUAGUGUGAGCGCAAUCGCGCCUGGGCCCGGAACAGGAAGCGUGACGUCAGUUGUGCGACAGUCGUUCAUUCCGGCAUUCGAGCAAUAUGGCUACAAAGGGUUCACUGUGGUCUACGGCCGAGGUUCAGUGUUUGAUCGAUAUCUGGGCUGAUGAAAGCAUUCAAAAACAACUGGAUAGUACGCACAAGAACUCCGAGAUAUUCGGUAGAAUUCGUGACUAUCUUUGUAGUCGUGGUUACAAGAGAACCAUUGACCAGUGCCGCGAAAAGUUGAAAAAGCUGCGUGCUCAGUAUCUGAAGGUACGAGAUGCACUCCGCAGAUCAGGCAGCUCAUCUGACGAAAAAGACCGGUUUCCGUGGUACGACGCAGUCGACAAAAUAAUCGGGCUUAAACCGAGCAGCCAACCGUGUGUAUUAUCUUGUGAAACACGUACGCCAUCUCCAUCAGCAACGACCGUUCCAGAGAACAAUGGACCGACGACGGCGUCGAACAACUCAACACUCCUUUCAGAGAGGUCUCACAGUGGCGAUCGUACCGAGGAGUCACCUGAGACUUCUGACACGAACGCAAGUUCGGACAAUGUUCCAACGCCCUCACGACAGUGCCGAAAGAGGAAAAGGAACACUGAUAUGGGUGACAUGAUGGCUGCCUUCCUGGACAUGCAGAAAAAGCAACAUGAAGAAUUCAUGCAAGGGGAGCAACAGCGUUCCAAAGAAGAGAAAGAGAUGCUGGAUAAUUGGAUGAAGGCACAAAUGGACAUGGAGGAGCGCCGGCAACAGCUGCAGAGGGAGGAACGUCAAGAAUCAAACAGGAUGUUCCAACAAAUGAUGAACAGACUGUUUGAUGCUAUGUUCCUUCAUAUCAUCAACACACACAAUUGUCCAGUUAUCAUAUGUCUCCACAGCACAGUUCUUAUCCUGCACGUCCAGCAAGACAAUCAACCCCAUCAUCAUCAAACAUUGAGCAUCCUGAACACUCUGUGUAUGAAGACCUAUGAAGGAAUAUAAUAUUCCAAAUGUCUUGAACAUAAACACUUUUUUUUUUUUUUUUACAUCUAAUGGCACUCUUGGACAGCCAUUGUUUAAUCUGUGCCUUUUUUGUUUGUCUGUAUGACCACUGAGUGGUUUAUUUUUUCCAAAAAGCUACUUAUACAGGUUUUUUUAUUAUUAAAGAAUCAUUAUAUAACAGCACACUACCUCUGUAUAUUACAUGGGUAAUAUACAUAACUGUUGAUUACAAUGUCUCAUUACACAGUGCACAGUUUAUAAGUAAUGAAGGACAUACUGCGCUUUAUAGUUUGCACAUAUUUUUCCCUAGAUGUGAUUUAAUAUAUUUAUACUUUAGUCAA